This is a messenger RNA of Bombus pascuorum, 669 nucleotides long. It is a transcript of the gene Sf3b5, whose product is annotated as splicing factor 3B subunit 5. Gene Ontology annotation, cellular component: U2 snRNP; precatalytic spliceosome. The transcript has a single exon. Lineage: Eukaryota; Metazoa; Arthropoda; Insecta; Hymenoptera; Apidae. Gene Ontology annotation, biological process: mRNA splicing, via spliceosome. The coding region runs from base 183 to 440 and encodes 85 amino acids. The record is from RefSeq and is a predicted model, not a curated record.
CAUUAUGUUUUUACUGAUAGGGACGUUCUCUACCUUACGAUGUAAUAUAUAUUUACAUAUUUAAGAGAAAUUCUUGUUCCAUGGUUGUUAGUGAUUCGAUAGCGACAAACAAUAUUAAAUAUUAAGUAAGUAAAAGUAAAGUUUUCAUUAAGCAUUAAUCUUUAUCGUUGAAAAAUUAGAAUAUGGGAGAACGAUACAACAUUCAUAGUCAGUUGGAGCAUUUGCAAUCAAAGUAUAUUGGCACAGGGCAUGCUGACACAACCAAGUUUGAAUGGCUUGUAAAUCAGCAUCGUGAUUCUUGCAGUUCUUACAUGGGGCAUUAUGAUCUGUUAAAUUUCUUCGCUAUCGCGGAAAACGAAGCAAAAGCCCGUGUUCGAUUUAAUCUUAUGGAAAAAAUGCUACAGCCUUGCGGACCGCCUCCAGAGAAACCAGAAGAUUAAUCAGUUCGAUAGAGCGCAUGUUACAUUCAUAUUGUAAAAUCUAUACGCGCGGUUGAAAAUUAUUUUAUUAUGGACUAGUAAAGUUUCUUUUUGUUUUCAUCGUAGAAAAAAAGAUUGGUUUCGAUUAAAUAAUAUAUUGAAAUUAUUUUUGUACGUGCGAUAAAAUGAAUUUCGUAUAUUAAUAAGGUUUUAACAUAACCCCUAUAAAUAAGCAUAUAUAAAAGCUUAA